This is a messenger RNA of Daucus carota subsp. sativus, 2961 nucleotides long. RefSeq names its product transcriptional repressor ILP1. Gene Ontology annotation, molecular function: DNA binding. NCBI's taxonomy places the organism in Eukaryota, Viridiplantae, Streptophyta, Magnoliopsida, Apiales, Apiaceae. Gene Ontology annotation, cellular component: U2-type post-mRNA release spliceosomal complex; nucleus. The coding region runs from base 61 to 2754 and encodes 897 amino acids. The record is from RefSeq and is a predicted model, not a curated record. The transcript has 6 exons. Gene Ontology annotation, biological process: spliceosomal complex disassembly; mRNA splicing, via spliceosome.
CACAUGAAUUUUUUAACACUAACUCAACCCGAUCUACAACCCCAUUAACACACCCAAACCAUGAGCAGCCGGAGCCGAAACUUCCGCCGCCGCACCUCCGAAGACGACGGCGACGACGACGACUCCCAAUCCAAACCCCCCUCCAGCACCACCCCUAAACCUCGAAAACCGCCGCAACAAACCCCCAAAAAGCUCCUCAGCUUCGCCGACGACGAAGACUCCGACGACUCCCCCUUCACUCGCCCCUCCAAGCCCUCUUCCCAGCCCUCCCGGUUCGCGAAAUCUUCGCCGUCUUCUUCGGGGCACAAGCUCACUUCUGCCAAGGAUCGUGCUCCGUUGCCGAAAUCUUCGCUGGCCUCGAAUGUGCAGCCGCAGGCAGGUACGUAUACUAAAGAGGCUUUGUCUGAAUUGCGUAAGAAUACGAAGACGCUUGCGGUUAGUUCGAAGCCGCAGGCUGAGCCUGUUGUGAUUUUGAAAGGGCUAAUUAAGCCUAAGAGUAGUGAUAAUGAUAAUAAUAAUGAUAAUGAUAAUGGAUUACGCGACGAAGGAAGUGAUUUGGGUGAUAAAGGAAGUGGGUAUGGGAAGGAGGGGAAGAAAGGGGGUGAGGAGGGGUUGAUUCUUGAUAAGGCGGCGAUUGCGGCGAUUAGGGCGAAGAGGGAGAGGUUAAGGCAGGCGGGGGCGGUUGCGCAGGAUUAUAUUGCGCUUGAUGGUGGGAGUAAUCAUGGGGAGGUUGAGGGGCUGAGUGAUGAGGAGCCGGAGUUUCGGGGGAGGAUUGCGAUGUUUGGGGAGAGGAAUGAUGGGGGGAGGAAAGGGGUGUUUGAGGAUACGGUGGAUGUGGGGUUGAAGAGGGAGGUGGUUGUUAGUGGGAGUGAUAUUGAUGAUGAGGACGAGGAGGAGAAGAUUUGGGAGGAGGAGCAGUUGCGGAAGGGGGUAGGGAGGAGGACUGAUGAUGGGGCGAGUAGGGUUGUUAGUAAUGCUGUUCCUGCUGUUCAGCAGCAGAAUGUGAUGUAUCAGGCUGCACCGGCUUCGUAUCAGUCGAGUGCCGGUGGAUUGAGCAUUGGAGGAGUGGGUGGCUCAUUCCCGGGUUUGGAUGUGUUGUCGAUAUCACAGCAGGCUGAGUUGUCCACGAAAGCGUUGCACGAGAACAUCAGAAGACUAAAGGAAACUCAUGGAAGAACAACGGCAUCAUUAACCAGAACAGAUGAAAAUUUAUCAGCCUCACUGUUGAAGAUCACCGAACUUGAAACUUCUUUAUCUGCUGCUGGUGAGAAGUUCAUCUUUAUGCAAAAGCUUCGUGACUUUGUUUCGGUUAUAUGCGACUUUUUGCAGGAUAAAGCUCCGUAUAUUGAGGAACUUGAAUCCCAGAUGCAAAAGCUUCAUGAAGAACGUGCAGCAGCCAUAGUAGAAAGAAGAACAGCUGAUGGCAAUGAUGAAAUGAUAGAGAUUGAAGCAGCUGUUAAUGCAGCAUUGGCAGUUAUCAGUAGAGGAGGUAACAGUGCCACAAUGUUGGAUGCAGCUACCAUUGCAGCUCAAGCAGCAUCUUCUGCCUCCAGAGAAUCAAGGAAUCUUCCAGUGAAGCUCGAUGAGUUUGGUAGAGAUGAGAACCUUCAGAAACGUAUGGACAUGACACGGAGAGCAGAGGCCCGGAGACGCAGAAAAGCUCGGGCAGAUUCCAAAAGACUAUCGUCCAUGGAACAUGAUAGUCCAAAUCAGCCAAUUGAAGGAGAGUCAAGUACUGAUGAAAGCGAUAGUGAGAGUACUGCGUAUCAAUCCAACCGUGACCAGCUUCUUCAGAUUGCUGACCAAGUUUUCAGUGAUGCGUCUGAGGAAUACUCUCAACUUUCGGUAGUGAAAGAAAAGUUUGAAAGAUGGAAAAGAGAUUAUCCAUCAAGUUACAAUGAUGCUUACAUGUCCUUAAGUAUACCAGCUAUUUUCUCCCCAUAUGUAAGGUUGGAGCUUCUUAAGUGGGAUCCACUUCAUGAAGAUUCAGAUUUUAUUGAUACGAAGUGGCAUUCCUUGCUUUUUGAUUAUGGUAUUCCAGAAGAUGAUGCUGAUGCUAAUAUUAUACCUGAACUGGUGGAAAAGGUUGCAGUCCCCAUUUUGCAUCACCAAAUUUCAUACUGCUGGGACAUGCUCAGUACGCGUGAGACAGAGUAUGCUGUUACAGCAACAAGCUUGGUCUUUAGAUAUGUUCCACUGUCAAGCAAAGCUCUUGGAGAAUUAGUAGCUGCUCUUCGUGAUCGACUGAGUGAUGCUGUAUCUGAGCUGACGGUGCCAACUUGGAACACGCUUGUCUUGAAGGCUGUGCCUAAUUCAGCAAGAAUUGCAGCAUAUAAGUUUGGCGUUUCUGUGCGUUUAAUGAGAAAUAUUUGCUUGUGGAAUAAAGUUCUUUCAAUGGCUGUUCUGGAGAAGAUAGCACUUGAUGAUCUUUUGUCCGGAAAGGUUCUUCCACAUCUUCGAAGCAUUCAGUCAAAUGUUCAUGAUGCAGUGACAAGGACAGAGAGGAUUAUUGCUUCAUUAUGUGGGGUGUGGUCUGGUUCAAGUGUAACUGGCGAGAGAAGUCUAAAGCUGCAGCCACUGGUGGAUUACUUGCUUGUACUUGGAAGGAUACUGGAGAAGAAGCAUAAAUCUGGUGGGAUGGAAAUGGGAACAAGUGGACUUGCUCGUCGGUUAAAGAAGAUGCUGGUUGAGCUCAAUGAAUACGACCAUGCCAGGGCAAUAUCUAGAACUUUUAAUCUCAAGGAGGCAUUGUGAUGGGCAUGAGAUUUUAGUUUGUAUUAAAAGCUGCAUGUUUCUGCAUCUUGGAUAGAGCUCGAGGUUGUAAAAUCUUGUAGAAUUUUGAAGAUGAUCUAGGAUACUACUACUUAUGACAACUGUUUAGUUAUAAUCUUACAUUGAGCCGAAGAACUUUCUAUUUCUUUAAAUAGUUUCAAGUGAAAAAGGAAUCCCCUUUUAUUUGCU